Molecule: messenger RNA, 564 nt
Organism: Strongylus vulgaris
Lineage: Eukaryota; Metazoa; Nematoda; Chromadorea; Rhabditida; Strongylidae
Source: the annotation of a GenBank genome assembly
AUGCAGAAUGAUGAUAUUACAUGGAAUAUUCUUCGAAAAGGUCAAUGCGCAUUUAAAGCUUGGACAAAGCCAACAUUGUUCUGUCGAAAUGAGAUGAAUUUGACUGGUUUAUGUAAUCGUGCAUCAUGUCCACUGGCAAAUUCGCAGUAUGCUACUGUUAGGGAAGAAAAUGGAGUAUGUUAUCUAUAUAUGAAAGUCGUUGAAAGGAGUCACUAUCCGCGAAGGCUAUGGGAAAAGAUCAAGCUUUCUAAGGAUAUGAAUAAGGCUUUGGAGCAAAUCAGCGACAAUCUUCUUCACUGGAGUGAAUAUGUACGGCAUAAAUGUAAAGCUAGGCUUAUUCGUAUCCAUCAAUAUCUUAUACGAAUGAGGAGGAUGGCGCUUAAAGGAACACAGAAAAAGAUCAUCCCUAUUGCUCGCAAAGUUGAGCGCCGUGAGAAACGUCGAGAAGAAAAGGCUUUGAUUGCUGCAAAACUUGACAAAGCAAUUGAGAAUGAGCUGUUGUCACGAUUGAGGCAGGGCACAUACGGAGAUAUUUAUAACUUCCGACAGGAAGCAUUUGAACAA